AGUAGUUUUUUUGGAGCGCCCGUAGUACUAUAUAUUUGCGUAUUCCGCAACGCCAUACAAACGCGAAUGCCAAGAUAAAUUUCGAAAAAUGCCUCUAAGGGCAGUGAAUCGGCUAAUUUGAGGGAAUUCGGAUUCAUCAGGAUCCGGAAAUCAUCCCGAUGGGAUGAAUACAAAGCAUUUUUUGGGAGUGGAGGAAGUGUAAAUAGGACAAAUGGCAGGGGAAUUCGACGAUGUUGAGGGGUUUGCGGUGGAUUUUGAGGAUGACAUCGCAGGACUCAAUGAAAAAUUAUUGGAGUUAUUGAAAAAUCCCCCGAAAAGUGGCCAGAAUGCACUCUCAGGGACGAAUUCGUCGACUGACAAUGAUGCUGAUUGCCAAGUUGAAAAUAAUUUUUAUGAAAAUUCAGGGAUUGUACACUGCAAGUGUGCUAUCGAGUGUGGCUUUGUUAGGGGAAGUCCCGUCCAGCCGAGAAGUUAUCCUCAAUCUUUACCGCCUAUCGGAGUUUUUUGGGAUAUCGAAAAUUGUCCGGUGCUGAGGGGAAGAUCUGCUGCCGCUGUAGCCCAAGUCAUACGAGAUAAAUUCUUUCAUGGGUACAAAGAGGCUGAAUUCAUCGUUGUUUGUGAUGUUAAUAAGGAAAAUAAACAAGUCAUUCAGGAGUUGAAUGAUGCACAGGUAAAUUUGAUUCAUGUAGCAGCCACCUACAAGAACGCAGCUGACGAGAAAUUGAAACAAUCUAUACGGAGAUUCGCUGACAUACACGGAAGUCCAGCUGCGAUUAUCCUGAUUUCGAGUGAUAUAAAUUUCGCUGCAGACCUGAGUGAUCUCAGGCACCGUAAAAGAAUACAUGUUAUUUUAUUGCACAAUGAAAAUUCAUCCGAGGCACUUAUACACUGUGCCAACGAGCACUACAACUUUAUGGAACUCAUGGAGCCACUACCAACCAGAACGCCAGCCAAGGUUAGUGAGCCCUACGAUCUUCUGAUCAGCAACCUCCCCAAGGACAAAGGUCUGACAUCCAUAAGAAGACGUCUAAGGCGUCUCUCCGACAACUGUGGAGGUCGUGUAAUCGGCAUAAAUUCAAACGCCGCGAUAAUACGUUUCAGCUCCCAGGAUUCAGCCGACAGAGCACAAAAGCGCAUGGAUGGUGAGCCAGUUUUUGAUGCAAAAAUUACUGUGAGAUUUCUCAAGGAGAAAGGCAACCGAAAAGCUCAAGAAAGCAGCUCGACCCUUGAUUUGACGAGUGAAUCUGGAGCUGUUACCGGCUCACCUGUACAAAUGUAUAGCGCGAAUUCGGCCAUUGGUGUUAGGAGUUUGCCGGGCACAUCACAUUACAAUUCAUCGUCACCUGUUGUUGGAGGCUUCACGGGAUGGAAUGGCAUGCAUUGUGCUCCAGUUAAUCAUCAUUCGGGAGGGAUGCCACCAGCCCCAAUGUACGUAAACCGUUCCUACUCGAACACCGCUGACACAAUGUACAACAGACCGCUCACAGAGCCCCCACGUGGUCACUCCCCGGUGGUCUGGCCAGUGGUGGGUCCCCAGUACGGUCGUUCCUGGGAGGAUCCCUACAGGAUGAACGCUCAAAAGCCCUUCAACAAGCGUUCCCAACUCCCCCCAAACCGAGACGCUACCCAAGCCACCUUAUCCAGCACUCCAGAGGGCAUGAGACGUAUUCGUGGUGUCCACAGUACUCUCAACCACACAGCACCCGAGUGGAACAUGCCACGACCCUCGUACUGUCCCCUGCCACCCUCGAGUGCCUUCAACAGCUCAACCUACUGUCCAAAUGCCUACAAACGUGGCAGCUCGUCCCCCCUGUUCAUGAAUCAAGGCAGAGAUCAUUCAAAUGGACAGUGGAAUGGACAGGGUCAACACAUUCAGCCCAUGAGAAAUGCAAAGACGCCAUCGCCAUAUGGGAACUGUGGAAUGCUCCCAAUGGCUCAACCGUCUAAUCGCACAUCACCUUAUCAACACAGUGAGUCUGAAGAAGAGGUCGAGAGGUUCUUCAACCCCAUCAAUAAUCGGAACAAUUGUCCUGUGGCUAAUGUUGCCUACACACCCAUCGAACUUCAAGUCACUAAUUUGGAUCAGAGCAUGGAGCCCAAGGAAAUGAAACGUAUUUUGUCCUGCAUUUUCAUGGAGCACAUUCACGUCAUUCAUGUCUCUGUGUUCAUGCAGUCUGAUGGGAAUUUUGCUGCCAGUGUCAAGGUGCCAUCGCUCCAGGAGGCUCAGUACGCUAUUUCUCAGCUGCACAGGCGCAAGGUUGGGUACAAGAGGAUAUUGAUAUCAUAUGCACACACUGGGGGCCCGAACCCUCAGCUGGUGAGAUCGCAGAUUGUUAUGCUACUGCAGGAAGUCCCUGGGCACAAAUUACCACUCUUCAAGUUCAGGGAGAUGUACGAGAGUCGGUUUAUGAUAUCUAUUAGUGUCUCGGAGCUGUAUAAGAUGAAGGAUGUCUGCAUUGUUACGGAGGAUCCCAGUGGGAGGAUGGUAGCACUCAAUCCUGAUCAUAGGAAUACGCCGUCUCCUUGUCUUGGGAGUGUUACGCAGGACGGAUCCCUGGAACUGCCAUUCUGUACAAUUCACAUGCAGAAACCAGUGUCCGACAAGGGCUGGGCUGAACAGGAGAUGGCAUCCCUCCCAAACGUCAUGAUUCCCCUCGAGUUCCUCGCGACACGUGUCGAACAACUCCUAUCCUCUCACAGCGGAAGUCUACCACUCCCAAGUCUGCCAACUUGCUACGAGGGUGUGUUUCAGGAAGCACUGAACGUCGAUGAAAACGGUGUACCUCUCGAGCACUUGGUAUCCUGUGUCCCUUCAGUCGAACUGAGACAGGGGAUUGGAAGUGUGAAGUACCUCGUUUGGGUGGGAGACAAGGGACACGACGACAGUCAUGAGGAGAUCACCAAAUGCGUCAGUCCACCACUCGCCAAUCAGCUGGCUCUCUUCAGCAGGGAGCUCGUAGAUUUGCUGAAGACAGCUCCACACUGUCAGUUGCCUUUCAACCGAUUCAUUCCUGCCUAUCAUCAUCACUUUGGGAGACAAUGCAGAGUCGCUGAUUAUGGAUUCACUAAACUGAUUGAUUUGUUGGAGGCGUUGACACAUACUGUGCAGGUAAUGGGCGAGGGAAACAAGCGCGUGGUGACCCUCUCCCACCGUGCCCAAGUGCGUCGCUUCACGUCAGACCUCCUCCGAGUCCUGAAGGCCCAAGCCAGCAAGCAGAUAACGCUCUCCGAGUUCCCCAGCGUCUACGCAAGAGUUAUCGGAAAACCAUGGGACGUCGUAGACUACGGGGUCUGCGACAUCCACGACAUCCUCCACGAGGUCUCCGAGAACACAGUGGUCGUGACCACCUGCAACGACUCCGACAAACUCAUCUCCAUUCCAAAACGCGAGCAAACCCCCGAGGAAAUAGAACGAACGAAACAAUUCGCCGUCGAAGUUGUGGAGUUGCUUCGUCACGCCCCCCAGUGCAGCAUGCAGUUCAACAAAUUUGUUCCCUCGUAUCACCACCACUUUGGCCAUCAAUGUCGUGUCUCCGACUAUGGUUUCACGAAGCUCAUCGAACUCUUCGAGGCAAUACCCCAUGUCGUGAACAUUGAGGAUGCAGUUAAUGGCGAGAGACGCAUAAGUCUCACCGAAAAAGAAGGACUUCGAGUUUUGGGUGAGCAGAUAAGCAAGCUCGUCCUUAAAACUCGAGGCGGUCUCGCCAUUCCCAGUAUAGCCCAGGCAUUUCUACGUCAAUUUGGCUACAUGCUGCGUCCCGAGUUCUUCGGUUGUAGUUCAAUGCUACAACUAAUGGAGAAACUAGACGAUACUGUUAAAAUCAUUCAGGGAUCAAGUUCACCGGUGGUUGUUCUCGUGGACAAAUCCCACGUACAAUUGCUGGGCCUCCAGUGUCGUCGGAUUCUGGUGGACCAGAGCCAGCAGAAGAUGACGUUAAAAGACUUCAAGAUUGCUUACAACGAUUUAUACGGGACAUCCUGUAACAUAAAUGAAUUCAAGCACGAUCUCUCGGAGAUUGUUAAAUUCACUGGUGAGGGGGAUAAUGAGUCUAUCCAACUAACUCCACUUCAAUGUUUAGCCUGCAACAUUUACAAGAUUCUUAUGAGUCACGGGGGGAGACUUAGUCUCCAGAAAUUCGAGGCUGGGUAUCUGAACGCUUUUAAAAAGAGUUUGAACCCAGCUCAGUACGGUUUUUCCACCCUGUCGGCUCUUUUUCAAGCAUUGCCAUGCACAGUUACUAUUAAAGAGACUCGCACCAAGAAGAAGAACCUCUUCUUGAGUAAAAAAUUGGCAAUGGCGGGCAUCCCAUUGCCCUCGAACUUUUUAUCUCCUCACAGAGAUAACAAUUCUAGCAGUGAAUCGUUAGAGAGCGAUCAAAGGAUCGACAGCACUGAGAAUGCAAAUGCUGACAAAUGGACGGGCAAAGAUGUUACAGUGUGGAACGAUAGGAGGAAUAAUACUUUAUGGAAGAAGGAUAAUCACUGGGGGUUAUCCACCUGUGAGAGGUCCCUCAAGUGGUCCAUCCUCGAGAGCAGUGGCGAGUCCUUCUUCAAGAGCUUGAUAAACACCCCAACAUUGAAGAAGGAUCUGCCCAAGCCACCCAAGCCAGAUACCCCUCCUAAUGAUGACAAGGACACUUGGCAGUCGUCAGUCUGGGCGACACCACCAAAUUUCAAUCACGAUCUUGGUGGCAGAACUGUUGAGGUCCCUCCGAUCAAUCUUCCCAAUUGGAAUCAAAUUGAUGAUGAUGAUUCAGUGUCGAAUCUACUGUCUCCAACGAAAAAUCUACUGCCAGCAGCUGCUAAUCCACUCAAUCCCAGAACUUCACCUUUCUAUUCCAACAAGCAUUCUGUUAUAGCUCCACAUCCCUCUGAAUUACCACUGCCAUCACUAACUCUGGCACCCAGACGUGGCAUACAUUCCAAUAAUGAUAUGUUGGACUCUAGGUUACUGGGAAAUUCCCUGGAAGUUCACAGUCCAACUAAUUCGGAGAAUUACAGUAUUUCGGAGAGUGAGUCUUCAGAUGCACUCAAUACCACUCCCAGCAAGAAAAUGUUUACUGGCAAACGUCGACUUGCUGCACAGUUCAAUCAACCGUUGGAUUGAGGUGGGGAGGACGAUGCUGAGGCAUUAAUUUGAGUUUGUGGUAGGUAUUUUCUUUUGUUGUUGAAGAAAAUGAGAGAACAUUGGAUUGAGUUCAGGAGUUUUCAGAGAAUUUGAGAUAUAUUUGGGUUUGGAUGGAAAAUGUUGUAAGGGGUAAUGUCUCAUUCAUGACAUCUGCUUGUUACCAGAUUUAUAACGAUGAGGAUCAUGAUUUUAGUAUUGAUAAUUUGCCUUCGUGAGAUUCACUCGUUAUUGAAUAGUACCUAACAUUUUUUCCAGACUGUGAUAUACAAUAUGUACGUAAUGGAUUUUUCGUUUUUAAUUGAAACAGGUAGGAUCAGUUUUCGAGGGUAUCUUUUGAAUUUUAGUUAUUAUGAUUCCACUGGUAUUGGUUGAUGAGUUUGAGAGAUUUUUUCGGGGUGAAGCGAUACAAUAGGAUGAUCUUUUGAUGAAUAUCUUUGUUAGUCUGAUGCCAAUCGUCAGUAAAUUUUGUAGAAAUAAAGACACUUGGUGCAGGAAAAAUCAGUUUUUUAAAAGUAUCUCUGGAUUUAGGGCGGAUAGGGACAUUUUCUUAAGAAUUUUCACGACCAUUUCGCUUUUCAUGGAAAAAUUUAGGAAAAUUGCAGGGAAAUUCAAUUGAAUUUUUAUUGAACUUCAUUUUUUUGUUAA
This is a messenger RNA of Diachasma alloeum, 5773 nucleotides long. RefSeq names its product meiosis regulator and mRNA stability factor 1 (gene Marf1). NCBI's taxonomy places the organism in Eukaryota, Metazoa, Arthropoda, Insecta, Hymenoptera, Braconidae. The record is from RefSeq and is a predicted model, not a curated record. Bases 212 to 5107 code for a protein of 1631 amino acids. Gene Ontology annotation, molecular function: CCR4-NOT complex binding; RNA nuclease activity; mRNA base-pairing post-transcriptional repressor activity. Gene Ontology annotation, biological process: post-transcriptional gene silencing. The transcript is spliced from 10 exons. Gene Ontology annotation, cellular component: cytoplasm; peroxisome.